Chrysochloris asiatica (Cape golden mole) is the source of this 252-nucleotide messenger RNA. Its product is annotated as NADH dehydrogenase [ubiquinone] 1 alpha subcomplex subunit 4-like. The transcript has a single exon. The coding region runs from base 1 to 252 and encodes 83 amino acids. NCBI's taxonomy places the organism in Eukaryota, Metazoa, Chordata, Mammalia, Afrosoricida, Chrysochloridae. The record is from RefSeq and is a predicted model, not a curated record.
AUGCUUCACCAGAUCCUCAGUCAGGCCAAGAAACACCCAAGCUUGAUACCUCUCUUUGUGUUUACUGGAGCUGGAGGUACGGGAGCAGCACUGUAUGUCAUGCGUCUGGCAUUGUUUAAUCCAUAUGUUAGUUGGGACAGAAAGAAUAACCCAGAACCAUGGAAAAAACUGGGCCCCAAUGAGCAAUACAAAUUCUACUCAGUGAAUGUGGAUUACAGCAAAUUGAAGAAGAAGGCCCCGACUUCUAAAUGA